AAACCUUGAAAAAAAAUCGCCUUCACAGGCGAAAACAUCAGGCCGUAAAAAUUUCACAUAUAAUUUUGAAAUAACAGCCUCUCUGUACCCCUGGGUCUCGUCAAUUGUGGAUAAAAUAACAAGUACGAUAUUCGACAUGGACUUGAAUUUUAUAAAGGACAUUGUCAUAAAGGACGUUGAGGUUCAGUCCAUCGAAGAUGUGGUCGGCGAAGGUUACUCAAGCAACGUUAAACUGAAAGUGAAACUUCACGACGGAACAAUUACAGAGAAAUCAUAUUUUUUAAAAUCCAAGCCAAAAGUACCCAUAAUAAGGAAAUUAAUAGAAAAAUACAGACUAAUGGAAAAAGAAAUAAGCAUGUAUGAAGAAAUGAUUCCGGGCAUGGAAAAGGUAGUAGAGGAAUACGGAGACACAAAUGAAAGAAUCUGGUGCAAUUUACUCGGAUACCGACAUGACAUGAUGAUUCUAGAAGACCUUAGAGAAUAUGGUUAUAUGACUGUCGACAAGAUGGAAUGUUUGGAUUACAAGCACGUGAUACGUUCCGUAUCCACGCUAGGAAGAUUUCACGCCAUUUCUAAGGUAUUUUUCAAAAAAGAUGUCGACGAAGAAAAAAUCAGCAGGUUCAGAAACUACCCGAUGUACGGUGACAGCGUAAUGUUGGAUAUGUUCACUACCGGUGGCCUGAUAACAAUGUCACAAGUUAUGAAAAAAUCUUGGGGGCCUAAAUGGUUAGAUGUUGCAGAUAGAUUAUAUAAGUCUGCAUCACAUACUGAGGAAUAUUUCAAGGAAUUGUUUCAAAAUCGAAAGGAUGAGAUGGAUGUCCUCAACCACGGAGAUCUUUGGUGCUGCAACGUAAUGUUCCAAUACGACUCGCAAAACGUUCCUGUUAAGGCUAAGUUUGUCGACUUCCAGCUGUCGCAUUUUAACUCUUUGGCAUGGGACUUGACUUUUCUGCUUUAUACGAGCGUCAGGGCGUCGGUACGGCGAAAAUCGCUCCCGGAAUUUCUCGACGCGUAUUUCAAAUCCCUUUCUGACACGCUGGACUUUUACGGUUAUGAGGGGCCUAGACCGACAAGAAAGUCGGUUGGCGAAGAGAUGGACAGGUUCAAGUACAUGGGGUUGACGGUGCUCUGCUCGAGCUACACGAAUACUGCCACGAAUGAAAAUAAUUACACCAUGCAACCGUUAUUGCAGGAGAAAGGCCCUCGCCUCUGCUAUUUUCCACAUCUAUACGAAAUUCCUCGGUUCAAGUCUGACGUUCAGGAAGACCUGUUAAACUGUGUAAGAGAAGGAAUUCUAUGAUCCCCUCGAGUAUGAUUUACAACUUAUGAAUUAAUUAUUACUUAUUGUGUUUAUUUUCAUUUAACGAUACCAAUCUUACCGUUACUUACUACUAAAUACUCAUUGAUAAAUACGUUCACAAAUUCACUUGUUAAAUGUUUUCUAUAUAAAGUAAUAUAAAAAAAAUUUCAUAUUUUUCAUUUUUUUUACUUUUUGUAUUUUCUUAAAUUUUUUAUGUUUAUACACAAUUGCUUUUUAUUGUAGUUACUGUAAAGUGAAAUCAUGCAUUGUUUACAAUUUAAUUAAAUUAGGUUAUUGUAUAUCAUAAAAUACAUGUUAAAUUUAAUAAAACUGAUUAAA
Messenger RNA from Cimex lectularius (bed bug), 1639 nucleotides. RefSeq lists its product as uncharacterized. Lineage: Eukaryota; Metazoa; Arthropoda; Insecta; Hemiptera; Cimicidae. The record is from RefSeq and is a predicted model, not a curated record. The coding region runs from base 137 to 1300 and encodes 387 amino acids. The transcript is spliced from 7 exons.